Pelobates cultripes (western spadefoot toad) is the source of this 34863-nucleotide messenger RNA. Lineage: Eukaryota; Metazoa; Chordata; Amphibia; Anura; Pelobatidae. The record is from the annotation of a GenBank genome assembly.
CCAGAGUGGAGGUGGGGCCUUCUAGGGACUUAAGGACAUUAUUCUGCUACCUAAAACUGUUUCCAGACCAGGCUGUUUAAGCUAGGGAAGUACUGAAUGCCAUGAGAAGAGGAUUAGAUCAUUACAGAGGCAGGUGACAUUAUAUAGACAUCAAAUCCUUUGAAAGUCGUUUGCUAGCUAAGAAGGACAACACAAGUAAAGGAAGAGAGAGACAUUGGAAAAAACAAUUUCUACUGCAAGAACUCAAGACAUAGUGGAGCAUUUUUCAGAGAAAUAUGAAGUUUUUCUCAACUUUUGUAGUUGUGUACCUAUUCUCGGUACAUGUUUGCUGGGGGGAGUACUCUCUAUCAAAAUUUGUCUGUACCCCCAUGCCUUUGGAUAUGGACUGCCAAUCGAAUAUGCAACGUCAUAGUGCCAGUAGCAGUGGGCAUUGGGUGGGGAUGCAGGAAGAAGCCAAAGAGACCAUCCUACAUUUGCGUGAGACAGUUGUACACCAGAAAGAAACUAUCUUAGACCAGAGAGAAACAAUCAGGGAACUGACUUUGAAACUGAGCCGUUGUGAGGGUUAUCCUCAUAGUAGCAGAGGACAUGAUGAGAGUUAUGUCCAUUUGCCUGAGCAUGGACUGGACAGAGAAAAUGGCCAUGAAGAAACGCAUAGUCAUGAGACAACACAUGGGCAUGAGAGUACACAUGGGCAUGAAAGAGAACAUGGGCAAAAAAGGGAACAUGGGCAUGAAUGGGAAGAAGGUCAUGAAAGGGAGCAUGGUCAUGAGUGGGAGCAUGGUCACAAGAGAGAACAUGGACACGAAUGGGAAGACCGUCAUGAAAGAGAUUUUGGACAUGAACGAGAACAUGGGCAUGAGCGAGAGCAUGGACAUGAUAGAGAUCACAUUCAUGGACAUGAGGAUGGCCAUGGACACACAAGAGAUCAUGAUUAUCAUCAUCCCGGCCACCGGGAAUAUCGAGAGCAACCAGCCCACGAUUCAUAUCGAAAGCCCAGCUCUCCACCAAACACAAUGGAAGAUCCUCCACAGGUGACACCACCUGGGAUUCAUCAAAUGGAACGAAUGCUAGAGUCAUUAAAAGAGAGACUAGAACACCUGCAGGUAAGUGCUAUAAUACUAGCUUCUCAUUUUUACAAAUUUUUAUAAUAUUUUAUUUCUAAAAGAAAUAUUGUUUGACUACAACUUCCAUACUUCUCUGUCAAUAUUUGGUUAACAGAGAAUUAUGGGAUUGGUAUAAAGAGUUAGGCAACAACAGCCAACAAUUGGAGUCAUGCCUACCUUGAAUGAAUAAUUAAAACACAUUUGCAUUAAAGCUCAAUAAAUAUUGCUCUGUUUCAAGAUAUAUCAGUUAGUGUUUUUUCAUUAUGAUCUGCAACUGGAUUAUAGGAGAUGACUGUGAAUGGAGGUAUAGGAGGCGAGACAACUGUUGAGUAUGUAGGCUACAUUAUUUAAUAAUUUGAUACUAGUUUGCUGGAACAAUCUUCUUUAAUUAAGUAUAUUAACGUGAUACUAUGUUUCAGUUGUGGUAUCUUAUGGCAAGUGUAAGAGAGGAGUCCUGAAUGUUAAUGUGUCAUAAAAACAUGUUCUAAGUAUAAUACCAAGUAGCUAUAAUUUGAUAAUACUCACUGAGCAUGAUCUAUGUUAGUGAUGGCACACCAUAUUUUCUGAAACUACAUGUCCCAUGAUGCUCAGCAAGCCAUGAGAAUUGUUUCAACACAUCUGAGGUGCCUUGGUCAUCCAUACUUGCCCUACUUGAUCUCAAAAUAAGACUAACUGGUUAAUAGUGAACUCUUUUCUACUUGUUCCUUUGUAAUUUAUUUAUUCAUUAAUAGAAUGAAAAGUAUACUUGAGUUUUUUUAACUUGUAGUCUUGAGGUUCUAACACAAAAACAUGCAUUUCUUUGACACAAUUGAUGUUCAGUCUGGCAAGACAAGACACGUAUUUACUCAGGAACUCUCAAUAGACAGUCAAUACAAACUCAACCCCUUGUGUUCUCCAACCAGUUUUUAACAAAGUGCGUAUCUGUUUUUGGGCAAAGGAAAAACUACACACCAGUAGCCUGCAAGCACAGAAUUUACAGAUGUCCUUGAAAAAUAAUUAAUAAACCCAUUUGCAUUCUGGAUACAGUGUGAGAGCUGUUAAAUAAAUAAUAUCAAAGCCCUCGGGUUAUCAAUACAAUGUUGGCCAAUGCCAGAUCUUAAGGGCUAGCAUCAUACUGUGCUUAGGGAUAUCUCUAUCCUUAAGCUGAGAUGCAUUAACUGCAACAACUGAACUACUAAUAUACUGCUGUAUUAAUGAGGAGUUAGGUCAUUUUGACUAGAGGAAAUCUGUGCUCAAGCAGAGAUUACAUUGAAACCUGACUUUACAUAAAUUUCCAAAAAUAUCUCCAUAUACUGGACAUUGCCACAUACAUGCUAACAAUGCCUGCCUACAUGUGCACACAAUACUAUAACGUUACUGGGCUAUAUGGAACCAUUUCUAUAUGUGCAUUUUAAUAGGAUAUUUAGCCAAAAAUUUAACAUCUCUGCAUGCAUCAUUUCUAAUGCGGCAUCGCAUAAACUGCACAUUGCUGCCAUAAAUGUAUUGCCGUGCAUUACAUAUAACAACGUCUUCCCUGCAGAUAUGAAAUGGGUAUUGCAGGCACAUAUAAAAUGUUUUCAACAUGCAAAAUAAUAAUUAAUAAUAAUAAUGAUAAUAAUAUAAAUAAUAUAAUAUAAUAUGCAGACAGAUAUGUUUUUUGCAUGUAUUUCUGUGUGUGUGUAUUGUGAUAAUGCAUGUAGGAUGUAAAUGAACAUGUAUUGUGUGAGUGGAUAAAUUUGUGCAUGUGUGUAUUUCUGUGUGAAUGCAUAAUUUUAUGCAUGCCGUGUGUAUGUUUGUGUAAAUGCAUUGUAAGUAAUUCAUAAUUAGUUACUUGUUUGUAUGUCAAAGCAAGGUGUUUGUGUGAGAAUGCAUGACGAAAGUGUUUGAAUCCAUGAAUGUAACAAGUACAGUUUGGAAUGCACUCAUUGACAUGGUUCUGUUGUCUAGUGUCCCCAGGCACUGACCCCCAUUUCAUUGUUAAAACAUUUUCAAACAUUUUAAUAGUGAAUCAGGAUGCCUGGGUAUCUGCACCCCAGUCGCUCACUAAAGGAACAACUGAGAGUUAUACUCCACCUUACACCAUACCAAAUCACACCAGCAAUUGCAGACAGUGAUAGGCUCAGAGUUUUAUUUUGGGCUUACACCUUUAGGCAUGUGUCUAUUCUGAAUAUUGGUUUAGUCCAUAUGGCUCAUGUUUUACCUGUUUUGUCUCUCCUCAUUGCCUAACUAUUUAUGCAAUAAGGUAAAAUGUUAAUUAUUUCUCAAAUAGUACAUUCCACUAAGCUGUAAAUUCUAUAUUAAACUGAGAUGUUAAAAUAUUUAUUCUGGACCAAAAUUGUGCAAAUUGUGUGUGUAAGAGUGAAUGGUGGAGUGUGUGAGAGUGUGAGAUAAACCCUAUGAUUAAAACAAUAUUGUAUUUUUUAAUUCCUAGCUGUUUAGAUAUUUUCUGCAACCUACAGUCUGCUAGAAAUCUGUAGGUUGUAUUAUGUUAUGGUUAAGUUGUGGAACUUCAGGCCUUGAGGUUUUUAUAUUUCAGAAAUUUUCAUAUGAUUUCAUGAUUUUAUGUGCUCCCGUAAACGAUUAUGAACAUGUGGAGGGAAUCAUGGGACAUUAGCAAUUUGCAUAAAAUGCUAGGCUGUAGCAGGCAUGUGCAUGGGAAAAAAUUUCGGUUCGGUUCGGCAUUCCGAAAUUCGGGACUUCGGCAAUUCGGCACUUUGGCAAUGCGGCACUUCGACACUUCAGAACUUCGGCACUUCGACACUUCGGAAAUUCAGUAAUUUCGGAACUUCAGGACCUCGGCACUUCGGCAAUUCGACACUUCGGAACUUAUUUUGCACCCGCUUGGUAGAUAACUCCCUAAUUCCCACGGUAUUAGGGAGUUAUCUACCAAAAGGCUGAAAGACCUAAAUUAGUCUUUCAGCCAAAUUUACUAAUACUAAGUAAAGAUUAGGGGCAUCUCUAGUAAACAGUGAGCAGCUAGAGGCGCGAGUGGGGGCUUUUAAACUAAAGGGGCCUAUUGCCCCCUCCCCCGGCCUCCACCCCUGAGCGGCAAGUGGGGGCCCUAAAGUAAAAUAAUGGGGGGGGACCUAUUGUCCUCCCCCCGGCCACCACCCCUGAGCGGUGGGUGGGGGCCCUAAAUUAGAAUAAGGGGGAAGGACCUAAUGUCCUCCCCCUGGCCCCCACCCGCUGCUCUGGUAAUAUGAUGGGGGGGACCUAAGCGGCGGGUGGGGGCCCUAAAUAAAAAAUUAACCCCCCCUCCCAAGGUGACUAGGGGUCCCCAAACCCCUAGUCACCCCCCUCCCACAAUAAAAUAACCCCUACCUACCCCCCUCACCCUAAAAAUAGUGAGAGGGGACCAUUAGCUAAGUACCUGUUAAAAAAAUAAAAUAAAACUUAGCAUUUGAUGUUUUCUUUCUUCUAAACUCUUAUUUUUUCAGCCCCAAAAAAGGCCAAAUAAAAAGCCAUAAUAACCAACGCACUAAAAAAAAAAAUAUUAAUCUUCACCCGGCGAGGGCUCCGCGCAGACUGAACUCUGCAGGGCGGGGGAAGGCUUAUAAAACCUUGCUCCACCCUGCAAUUAGGCUCAGAGCACUGUGAUUGGUGGGUUUAAGCCAUCCAAUCAGAGUGCUCUGACAGGUAAAUGAAGAGACUGACAGGUAAGUCUCUAUAUUUACAUGUCACAGCACUCUGAUUGGUUGGCUUGAAAUCCCCCAAUCAGAGUGCUCUGUGUCAUUUUACACCUCGUGGGAAAGUUCUUUGGAAUUUUCCCACGCUGUGUAAUUUGACUCAUAACACUCUGAUUGGUUACUUAAUCCACCAAUCAAAGUGUUAUGAGUCAAAUUACACAGCAUGAGGGGGUAGGUAGGGGUUAAUUUUUUUGGGCAGGGGGUGACUAGGGGUUUGGGGACCCCUAGUCACCUGGGGAGGGGGGGUUAAUUUUUUAUUUAGGCUCCCACCUGCCGCUCAGGGGUGGGGGCCAGGGGGAGGACAAUAGGCCCCCCUCAUUCUAAUGUAGGGCCCCCACCCACCGCAAAGGGGUGGGGGACAGGGGGGAAGAAAUUAGGUCCCCCCUUAUUAGUAUUUAGGGCCUCCACCCACCGCUCAGGGGUGGGGGCCAGGGGGGAGGACACUAGGUCCCCCCCCCUCAUUCUAAUGUAGGGCCCCCACCCACCGCUCAGGGGUGGAGGCCAGGGGAGAGGACAUUAGGUCCCCCCCUCAUUCUAAUGUAGGGCCCCCACCCACUGCGAAGGGGUGGGGGCCAGGGGGGAAGAAAUUAGGUCCAACCCUAAUUAGUAUUUAUGGCCCCCACCCACCGCUCAGGGGUGGGGGCCAGGGGGAGCACAUGAGGUCCCCCCCUCAUUCUAAUUUAGGGCCCCCACCCACCACUCAGGGGUGGGUGCCAGGGGGGAGGACAUUAGGUCCUCCCCCUUAUUCUAAUUUAGGACCCCCACCCGACGCUCAGGUGGGUGUUCCUUGGCAUCAGAGAAGGAGCAUACCCUUCUGGUAAUGGCAAGCAUCACAAUGGUUUGAGAAGUGGACAGCCUUAUAUGUGGCUUAGAAAAACACUAGCAUGUCAUACAUAUAUUAUUCUUCCCAUCCCAUCACAUCACAAACAGAAUGGCGACAAAGGAUGACAGAGCUGAAUCCAAUGGUUAUUAUUUCCUCUAUACAUGUAAUUAAUCGAGAGUCCCAAAAUUUAGAUUUUUUUUUCUCACUAGGGGACUAAUUACUGAAAUCUCUUCUUUGGGAUUCCUAGGGACUUAUCUUUUGGGGUGAUUUUUAGUGUUUUAGAACAGAGUGAUGCUCUUUACCGCACUACCAAAAAGGGUUAAAUAAGUCAGAGGUUUUAGGGAUUAGAAAAUUCUCUUUUUUUUUUCAUUGUUGAGUUUAACUAGACCAAUGCUGAUUUCAUUUGUACAACCAUCCAUUAUGUGGUCAUAUAGGUAACAGGGAAUUAUUUAUUUAUUUUUUAAUGAAAAAAAAAAAAGCAGGUAUGACAAUUGACUCAGAAAUAUGAUAAUGUCAGGAAUUUCCAUGAAUAAUAAAACUAAACGACUGAUUGUUGGCAAUCACAAUAUCACCUUUUCAACUGCUUUCUGACAAAUAUUCAUGGAUUUUUACAACAUGAUUUUUAGCGAAAUCUGGUAGGUAACAUUACUUUUUCUUUCUGUAAAGUUUUUUUUUAUUUACUGCAAAUGUUUAGAUUAAAUUUAAAAAACUACUAUCACAAGGAAGCACAGAGUCAGUAAUUUGACAUGGUAUUUUCAAAAGGAAGUUAAGACAUUUACUCUGACUGAAAGCCUUUGUUCUGCAAAAAAAAAAAUCCCCUAGAAUUUUGAGUCUAAGUUGUACUUUUAAAAAUGAAGAUAUACAAAUAAAAUAGACUCCAUUUAAAAUCUGUAUAUUAUAUAUGUUUUUAUAGCAUAUUUGAUUUAAAUGUGCAGAUAAUAAAAAACAUGUUUUUUCACUUAGCGCUAAAAUAAAAAUAAUACUGCAAUGCUUUUAGGGUCAUGUAAAAAAUGUUUUUAAGUUAAGAAGUCUAAUUUCAGGUGUUACAUAUUUGUGUCUAUGUUUUAAUAAUCAAUAACUGGGAGGGUUAAUUGUGUAGAUGCAGUACAAUACGUGCAAGCCAGCAGCCACCUUAAAGCAAAUAAGCCUCUAAAAGAUACUCAUAUUACUAUAAAGGAGGUUUUAAACCUUCCUAUGCCUACACUUUCCUUAGACAAGUGGGGGCAUAUCUAUUAAAUAUUUAAAAGAAGUAACUUAGCAACCAUGGGGAAAGGAACUGUAAAAUAACUGGGGUGGGGGAGGUACAUAAUACCCCUCAUAGGCAUAGGGUGGGGAACUUUAAAUUUGAUAAAGGGGCUUAGAUCACUUUCCCCUGCUAACACUUGUAAUCAGCAGCUGGGGCUAUUCACUAAACAGAGAGGACCUAGUGUCUUACCCGCCUCCACCUUUUGACGACAGGUGGGGCUAUUAUAAUUGGGUGGACCUUUUGUCCCUAACCUCCAACCAUUGGCAGCAGGUGGGGCUCAAAAUAAUUAUUCAAGAGAGGUAGACAUUGAAUUCUCCACCUCCCCAAUUAGUGGCAGGGUCAAGCUCCCUGAGAGGCUAGGGAUACCCAAGGCCCUUUCCGCCAUUCUGAAAUUAAAUUAACCCUUCUUACCACCCUCACGCUAAUAGCAGUGUUAAACUAAACUUCUUUAUUUUGGAGUGUAGAAGAAAGGGGGCAGGGCCGGAUUAACAUAGGGGCUGAUGGAGCUGCAGCUCCAGGCCCAGGCCCAUGGAAUAGGCCCAUUGAUUUAUAAAAAAAAAAAUUAUUACAUUUUUAUUUUUCACACACUACUCUUAGGGAUUCCACCUUUUAUUUUAUUGGCACAGCCAGUAUUUGAGGCUGCCUGGCUGGUGCCAAUAUUGCAGUGAUACUGGCAAUACAAAUGCUGGUGUUUUUAUCAGUAUAAAUGGAGAAUAUCAGCACUGGCCAGUAGGGGUCGCUGUAUGUGGAGACAGGCAGGGAUAGGAAGUUCCAGCAUAUCCCUCCCUGCCUAUCUAUACUCACUGAUCUGCAGGGGUGCAGCUACAGAGAGUCCAGACAGCAACUCCCACCCUGCAGAGACAGCCUACAGCUCAGGGAAGUAAGGGAUGGGGGGACAGGCUGCAAGGAGACAUGGGGACACUGAGACACUAAGGGGUACUGGGAGACAUUAUGGCAGACACUGAGACACUAAGGGACAUUGGGAGACAUUAUGGCAGACACUGAGACACUAAGGGACAUUGGGAGACAUUAUGGCAGACACUGAGACACUAAGGGACAUUGGGAGACAUUAUGACACAGACACAUGGGGACACAGUGUCCCCAUGUCUCCCAGCCAGUGUCCCUGGUGUCUCAGUGCCCCCUAGUCUCCCAGUGCCCCCAGUCUGCCAGUGUCUCACUGUCCCCAUGUCUCCUAGUGCCUCCAUGUCUCCCAGUACCUCAAGUGUCUCAAUGUCCCCAUGUCUCCAAGCUAGUGUCCCUAGUGUCUGUGGCCCUGGUGUCUCCUUGCCCCAAUGUCUCCCAGUGCCCCAAUGUCUCAAUGUCCCCAUGUCCCCCAGCCAGUGUCUCUAGUGUCUGUGUCCCUGGUGUCUGUGUCCCCAUGUCUUCAAGUGUCCCCUAUUUUCCCAGUGUCCCCAUGCAUCCCAGCCAGAGUCCCCUAGUCUCCCAGUGUCACUGGUGUCUCUGUGUCCCCAGGUGUCUCCGUGUCCCUAGGUCUCCCUGUGUCCCCAGGUCUUCCCAUCUUCCUAGUGACAUGGGGACCCUGGGAUACAUGGGGACACAGGGCGGCAUGGGGCAUUGAGACACUGUUAUACAUAGGAUCAGGAUCACCUGGGGACACGACACUAGGGGACACUGGGAGACAUGGGGCACUGAGACACUGAUACAUAGGAACACUGAGACCUGGAGUAAUCGACACAUGGGGGCACUGAGUCAUGAGGGCACUGGGAGACAUGGGGGCACUGGGAGGAAUCCAUCUAUACAGCAGAAUCAAACUAAGUCGUUUUUUGGUGAUUUUAUAGCAUUUUCUCUUAUGUCACUCCUUGUGAUUUACAUCAUGUGAUGGCACCCAUACAUAUUUAAUUAUGCAAAUUAGCAAGGCCGGUAUGUUUUUCCAAGAAAGGUGGCAACCCUAACUACUUUUCACAUACUCUUACUUAAGUAUGGAAACUUAAGAGGGAUGUAUGGGAACAAAACUUGUGUGGACUGGCUGACAAUGAAUAUAGUUAAAGGGACACUAGAGUCACCAGAAGAACUACAGCUCAUUGAAUUUGUUCUGGUGAGUAGAAUCAUUACCGUCAGGCUUUUUGCUGUAAACACUGUCUUUUCAGAGAAAAUGCAGUCUACAUUACAGCCUAGUGAUUACGUCACUGGCCACUCCUUAGAUGGCUGUUAGAGAUCCUUCCUGGGUCAGGGCUGCCUAAAAUGCAUCCAAACAUUCAGUAUCUCCUCCCUCUGCAUGCAGACACUGAACUUUCCUCAUAGAGAUUCAUUGCUUCAAUUCAUCUCUAUGAGGAGAUGCUGAUUGGCCAGGGCUGUGUUUAAAUCAUGCUGGCUCUGCCCCUGAUCUGCCUCUUUGUCAGUCUCAGCCAAUCCUAUGGGGAAGCACUGUGAUUGGAUUAGGCCACCACUUCUAAUGAUGUCAGCAGACUGCUUGUUUUUCUGAGUCUAACAGCAUGCAGAGUUACAGCUUCAGGCUUGAAUACAGUAAGAUUUUGCUAUAUUUAUGGAGGCAUGAGGGGCCCAGUGGGGGCUAGAUGGUGGUGUUAACACUAUAGGGUCAUGAAUUCAUGUUUGUGUUCCUGACCCUAUAGUGAUCCUUUAAGGUAAUGCUGACUUUGGUCUCUCUAACACUGUGGCAUGUUCCCUUUCUUCUACACUCACUACAUACAGCUUUUCUCUGUCCCAGACCAUAUACCAGGAGCUUCUGCCUGCUAGUAAGAAGGUAAGGAGACAAGUGGACCAGCGAGUGCUAGGGAACAGUCCUUAGAGUGAGCGCAUCCUUAGAUGCAUUUAUGCCAAGCUCAGGGUGCUGUCUGCAUAGUAUGCCCUUAGUUGGCCAGCUGCAUGAUUGGCAGGCAACCUGACAUGCAUUCAUACCAGGCUGGCCUUCUAAUUCUUUGGGCAGACAUAUCCUCUUUUUGGGCAUGUUCGCCCCUUUUGGCAGGUUACGUGAUUUGUGUCAGUGGCCCGCCCAUUGACUUCCUGCUUGACUGGACACUGCUGUUAGGGGUUAUGGAUUUAGUUGAAAGAUGAAAACAUAAAUUAGUGAGAGAUUAGCCUAGGGUAUGUGUUUUCUUAUAGCUGCUGUUUUCUUUCUCUCCAGCACCAUCUCCAUCAGAUACAUGACGCUUGGGAGUGUUUUACUGUUUUUGGUCGAUAUGAUUCUGUAAUUAGGCCCGUCAUGAUUGUCAGCACCAGGCCCACUGGGCUCUUAAUCUGGCCCUGAAAGGGGGGUAUGUCACACUGCAGGGAGACCAAAGCGGCAAGAGCAUUUGCACAGUGCGCAGUCAUCUUUACCUUAACUAAUUUAUAGUCAGCCAGUCCACACAAGUUUGGAUCCUCUGCAUUCUUCUUAAGUUCCCAUUCUUAAUUUUUCUGCACGAAGCAAGAGUAGUAAUAAAAAAAAAUGUUGUGACAGUUGUAAUGGUGGACUGUGAUGGGCAUUGUUGUAUACAACAAUCUCUCUUCGCCUCAGUGAGUUACUUGGGAUACCUUACAGCACACUUUCAGUCAUUCCCCUAUUUUCCUGAUAUACAAUUAUUAAAAAGACACAUUAAUCCCUUAAGGACACAUGACAUGUGUGACAUGUCAUGAUUCCCUUUUAUUCCAGAAGUUUGGUCCUUAAUGGGUUAAACUUAAAAAAAAAAAUGUAAAGUUGUUUCUAUCACUGGUGCGACCUCACUUGGAGUAUUGUACGCAGUACUGGAGACCGUAUCUCCAGAAGGAUAUUGAUACUUUAGAGAGAAUUCAGAGAAGGACUACUAAACUGGUUCAUGGAUUGCGGGAUAAAACUUACCAGGAAAGGUUAAAGGAUCUUAACAUGUAUAGCUUGGAGGAAAGACGAGACAGGGGGGAUAUGAUAGAAACAUUUAAAUACAUAAAGGGAAUCAACACAGUAAAGGAGGAGACUAUAUUUAAAAGAAGAAAAACUACAACAACAAGAGGACAUAAUCUUAAAUUAGAGGGGCAAAGGUUUGAAAAUAAUAUCAGGAAGGAUAACGUUACUGAGAGGGUAGUGGAUGCAUGGAAUAGCCUUCCAGCUGAAGUGGUAGAGGUUAACACAGUGUGGGAGUUUAAAGGGACACUAUAGUCACCUGAACAACGUUAUCUUAGUGAAGCAGUUUUUGUGUAUAGAACAUGCCCCUGCAGCCUCACUGCUUAAUCCUCUGCCAUUUAGGAGUUAAAUCCCUUUGUUUAUGAACCCUAGUCACACCUCCCUGCAUGUGACUUACACAGCCUUCCAUAAACACUUCCUGUAAAGAGAGCCCUAUGUAGGCUUUCUUUAUUGCAAGUUCUGUUUAAUUAAGAUUUUCUUAUCCCCUGCUAUGUUAAUAGCUUGCUAGACCCUGCAAGAGCCUCAUGUAUGUGAUUAAAGUUCAAUUUAGAGAUUGAGAUACAAUUAUUUAAGGUAAAUUACAUCUGUUUGAAAGUGAAACCAGUUUUUUUCAUGCAGGCUCUGUCAAUCAUAGCCAGGGGAGGUGUGGCUAGGGCUGAAUAAACAGAAACAAAGUGAUUUAACUCCUAAAUGACAGUGAAUUGAGCAGUGAAAUUGCAGGGGAAUGAUCUAUACACUAAAACUGCUUUAUUUAGCUAAAGUAAUUUAGGUGACUGUAGUGUUCCUUUAAGCAUGCAUGGGAUAUGCAUAAGGUUAUCCUAACUAUAAGAUAAGGCCAGGGACUAAUGAAAGUAUUUAGAAAAUUGGGCAGACUAGAUGGGCCAAAUGGUUCUUACUGUCAUCAUAUUCUAUGUUUCUAUGUUUCUAAACACCAUAGCCACUACAGCUUAUUGGAGUAAUAACAUUAAAAAAAAAUCUUUGGAUGCCAUAUAAACCUUAUUGUGUUAAACCAUUUUGGAGUGGAGUAACACAAAAUUGAGCUCUACUGGCAUCUAAAGACCAGCCCUUUUUCUGCUGCCAAGAUAAUGUGGAAGUGAACAUCCACAUAAAUUGUCCAACAUUGGACAGCAGUGCAGUUUACUAUCAGCCACAGCAGGUAAACCAGACUUUAGGUACAGGAAGAGCACUGGGUUUUGGAAAAGGGAUUAAAAGUUUAGUGGCACCCAACAACCAUAAUCACUUCUAUUGUGUUCAUAAUAACUGUUAUGCUGUUUAGUGUUACAAUUUGACUAACAUAUUAAUUGCUCUUUCCAUAGCCUAACUCUGAUUUACCUUAUGAGGUUUGUGCACCCACUAUAUUGACCUAACCCCAUUAUAUCUUCUGACUUGACUUUAUAAUGUGUUGAGCAGGACACACAUUUAUACAGCUGGUAAUUGUUCUAGUCCAUUUUGAAUUUUUGCUGUAUUUUUGUUUGGGCACAAAAAUCGUUCCCUGUCCUAAAUUUUCUUACAUGUUUUGCGUACCCACUCCUGGUGUCCCAUAAAUAAAUUGAUAGUACAAAUAAAGAUGCUGUUUUGAAAACUCUGUAGAAAAAAACUAUACUGCACCAUAACUUUAAAAUGAUGGUUUCUUUAUUAUAUUACAGUUGAGCAGAAAUUCAUCACUUUUUUCAACAAGUUUGAGAGACAAUCUUCAGAAAAAGAUCAGCAUCUUAGAACAACAGCUAUACAACAAGCACAAUGAAACUGGUCACCAUGACAAGGACCAUGAUCGUACGCUUGAAGACUCAAUUAGACACAAAUUGGACAGUACAUUACCGGGGAAUGAGAAAGGUAAAUUCCACCAAGAAUACAUAAUAAUUUAUCAAACUGCAUGUAUGUUAAUGUCAUGUACUUCAUCAUGAAAAUAUCUAUUUAGAUCCAAAACAGGAAGCUUGUCAAAUUGGAUAUUUUCCACUCACUGAUUUACUUUAAUGUGGCAUUAAAAGUAUUAAGCAUUUUGCUCUUAAUGCAUAUUGAAAUUAAAAGGUCACAUACAAACCCUACACUUUACCAUCAGCCACAACAUUAAAACCACUGAGAGGUGUAGUGAAUAACAUUGAGUAUAUUGUUACAAUGACACCUAUCAAGAAGUGGGAUAUGUAGGGCAGCAAGUGACCAGUCAGUUAUUGAAUUUCAUGUGUUGGAAAAAUGGACAAUUGAAAACAUCUGAGUAACUUUGACAAGGACUAAAGCGUGAUGGCUAGAUGACUGGGUUGGAGCAAGUCUUGUGGGGUGUUGACAAAUGAAGUGGUUAGUACCUACCAAAAGUGGUCACACAAAACAAGAUAUGAAGAACUGGAUAAAAAGAUUCAGAUAUAGCAAAAAAAAAUAUCAGAAAAAAAUAGUACUCACAAAUGUAGCAAAGCCUCUUACUGCUGCUCAAACAGUGAAAAUCCACAGUACAAAUCAAACAAAUAGAGGCUGCGCAAAAUGUUGCUAUGUGCACAAACAAAGUGCUACCAAAAUUUAUUGGAGGACAGAAGAAUAAACAGACGUUUUGGGUACAACCCUUUUCCAAUGCACCAUGUCAGGGUGCAGGGACAUGGUUCAUUGAAAAAGGGUUGUACCCAAAACAUUUGUUUAUUCUUCUGUCCUCCAAUAAAUUUUGGUAGCACUUUGUUUGUACACAUAGCAACAUUUUGCGCAGCCUCUAUUUGUUUGAUUUGUACUACCAAAAGUGGUGAAAGGAAGGACAACUGGUGAACUAGCAACAAUACACAGGCGCCCAAGGCUCUUUGAUGCAUGUGAGUAGUGAAGGCUAGCCCAUCUGGUGUGAUUACACUGCUGAAAACCCAUGGGUGUGAUUACACUGCUGAAAAACCAUUUAUGUGGAUGCUACUUUGACACAUACCACCUAUCUAGUGAUUGUUGCACACCACAUACAAUCCUUCAUGGCAAUGGUUUUCCCUGAUGACAGUGGCCUCUUUUAGCAGGAUAAUGCACCCUGCCAAAUGGAAAAAAUAUUAAGGAAUAGUUUAAGGAACAUGAAAAAGAGUUCAAGGUGUUUUCUUGGUCUCCAUAUUCCCCAGAUCUCAAUCCAACUGAACAGUGUUCAAACUAAAAGAAAUCAGUCUAGAUAAAAAUUCUUGUUCUUGGGUAGAAAACUGGCUUAAAGAUAGAGUACAGAGAGUUGUCAUUAAUGGUAAAUUUCCAAGCUGGACAAAAGUGGAAAGUGGUGUUCUGUUCUGAGUCCCUUCUAUUUAACACAUUUAUAAAUAAUCUUGAUAUAGGCAUUAAAAGCCAUGUUUCAAUAUUCGCAGAUGAUACAAAACUCUGUAAAGUAAUGCAAAGUGAGCAGGCUAUUGCUUUGCGGCAGAGGGAUUUAGUAAGUUGGGGGGACUGGGCACUCAAAUGGCAGAUGAAAUUUAAUGUAGCAAUAUGCAAAGUUAUGCACUUUGGAGUAAAGAAAACACAAGCAACUUACACCCUAAAUGGUAGUGAAUUGGGGAUAACUACACAUGAAAAGGAUCUGGGAAUUGUUAUACACAACAAACUAGGCAACAAUCUGCAAUGUCAAUCUACUGUUGCUAUGGCCAGUAAGGUAUUGUCAUGCAUAAAUAGUGGCAUUAAUACUCAGGAUGAGAAUAUAAUUUUGCUUCUUUAUAAAUCACGGGUGAAACCACACCUUAAAUAUGUUGUGCAAUUUUAGGCACCUGUUCUAAAGAAGGAUAUCAUGGCACUAGAAAAAGUGCAGAGGGGGACUACAAAAUUGAUGAAAGAAAUGAAGCAUUACAGUUAUGAAGAAAGGAUAACAACAUUUGGUGUAAUUUUUGUUUGGAAAAAUGGCGCCUCAAAGGGGAUGUGAUAGAAUUAUACAAAUAUAUUCGUGGCCAAUACAAACCAUUGUCUGGAAAUCUGUUCAUAAAUAGGACCAUACAUAGCACACAAAGUCAUGCAUUCAGACUGUAAGAGAUGAGAUUUAGUCUACGGCAAAGAAAAGGAAAGGGUUUUUUACAGUAAGAACAAUAGGGAUGUGAAAUUCUCUGACUGAAGAGGUGGUUUUAUCAGAGUCUAUACCGAUGUUUAAGCAGCAAUUGCAUAGAUACUUGCAAAAACAAAAUAUACAAGGAUAUAAUUUUAAUUAGUGUGGUAAUAGCUUCUUGAUCCAGGAAGAUAUCUGACUGCCAUUCUGGGGUCAAGAAGGAAUUUGUUCCUAGUUUGUUGCAAAAUUGGAUGUGCUUCAGACUAGGUUUUUUGCCUUCUUUUAAAUCAACAGCAAAAAUAAAUGUGAGAAAGGCUGAACUUGAUGGACGAAUGUCUCUUUUCAGCUAUAUAACUAUGUAAUUAUCAGUGAGAUGGGCUGGAACAACAAAUCCAAUCCAUCGAGAACCCAUCUGGUGCCAAAUACCACAGUGCUGUUGUGGCAGGAUGAGGGGAACCUACACAAUAUUAGGUAGGUGGUUUCAGUGUUAUGGCUGAUCAGAGUAUGCAUGUAAUAUCAGUUCCAGCAACCUAACAACAGGUACAUACACCCACACAGUACACACCAACCACAUAUCCACUAGAAACCACAAAUGACCUGCAAAUCAUUCAUAACAUAUGUAGCACUAGUCAUUGGAAAAGUCUCCAUAUUUAUCUCAAUCAUUAGAACCUUUCAAGUUCAUUAAUGGUUUGUAAUUAAAAAAUAAAUAAAAAUACACUCUUUUCCAUUAACACUGUCUCAUCUCGUAUGAGGUCUGUUCGUAAAAAGUUCAGCUAUUGUUAAUAUAACGAGAACAGUUUGCAUGACAUCAAUGUAACCUGGCAGCCACGGUGAGUGGACUGGAAUCCACAUGUGUGAACAAUGACUGUACUAGUCAGUGGGGGCACUAGACGCCGUUUAGUGAGCAUAUAUUUGUGUGGCCACUGUUUUCAAAAUAAUGGGUAGAGCAACAAAUCUGCAUCAAAUUUAGUUUUAAGCUUGAAUAUUCCUCCAUGGAAACUAUUCAGGUGAUUUAGAAGGCUUUCGGGGACGAUGCAAUGAGCACAGCGCUAAUAAAAGUGUGGCACAAACGUUUUUUCAAAGAUGGUCGGAAAUCUGUUGAAAGAUUUGGCGCCCUGCAACUUCUGACUUUUCCCAAAGCUAAAAUCACCUUUGAAAGUGUUUUGAACAGUGUAAAAGACACUGGAAGGACUGUUUGUGGUCCCAAGAUGCUGGGCCAGAUUAAGAGCCCAGUGGGCCUGGUGCUGACAAUUAUGAUGGGCCUAAUUACAGAAUCAUAUUGACCAAAAACAGUAAAACACUCCCAAGCUUCAUGUAUCUGAUGGAGAUGGUGCUGGAGAGAAAGAAAACAGCAGCUAUAAGAAAACACAUACCCUAGGCUAAUCUCUCACUAAUUUAUGUUUUCAUCUUUUAAGUAAAUCCAUAACCCCUAACAGCAGUGUCCAGUCAAGCAGGAAGUCAAUGGGCACGGUAAAAGGGUGUGCCAAUGACACAAAUCACGUAACCUGCCAAAAGGGGCGAACAUGCCCAAAAAGAGGAUAUGUCUGCCCAAAGAAUUAGAAGGCCAGCCUGGUAUGAAUGCAUGUCAGGCUGCCUGCCAAUCAUGCAGCUGGCCAACUAAGGGCAUACUAUGCAGACAGCACCCUGAGCUUGGCAUAAAUCCAUCUAAUGAUGCACUCGCUCAACGCUUUCUAAGGACUGUCCCCUAGCACUCGCUGGUCCACUUGUCUCCUUACCUUCUUACUAGCAGGCAGAAGCUCCUGGUAUAUAGUCUGGGACAGAGAAAAGCUGUAUGUAGUGAGUGUAGAAGCACAUUGUUAGAGAGACCAAAGUCAGCAUUACCUUAAAGGAUCACUAUAGGGUCAGGAACACAAACAUGAAUUCAUGACCCUAUAGUGUUAACACCACCAUCUAGCCCCCCUGGGCCCCUCAUGCCUCCAUAAAUAUAGCAAAAUCUUACUGUAUUCAAGCCUGAAGCUGUAACUCUGCAUGCUGUUAGACUCAGAAAAACAAGCAGUCUGCUGACAUCAUUAGAAGUGGUGGCCUAAUCCAAUCACAGUGCUUCCCCAUAGGAUUGGCUGAGACUGACAAAGAGGCAGAUCAGGGGCAGAGCCAGCAUGAUUCAAACACAGCCCUGGCCAAUCAGCAUCUCCUCAGGAAGGAUCUCUAACAGCCAUCUAAGGAGUGGCCAGUGAAGUUAUCACUAGGCUGUAAUGUAAAGACUGCAUUUUCUCUGAAAAGACAGUGUUUACAGCAAAAGGCCUGACGGUAAUGAUUCUACUCACCAGAACAAAUUCAAUAAGCUGUAGUUGUUCUGGUGACUCUAGUGUCCCUUUAACUAUAUUCAUUGUCAGCCAGUCCACACAAGUUUUGUUCCCAUACAUCCCUCUUAAGUUUCCAUACUUAAGUAAGAGUAUGUGAAAAGUAGUUAGGGUUGCCACCUUUCUUGCAAAAACAUACCGGCCUUGCUAAUUUGCAUAAUUAAAUAUGUAUGGAUGACAUCACAUGAUGUAAAUCACAAGGAGUGACAUAAGAGAAAAUGCUGUAAAAUCACCCAAAAACUACUUAGUUUGAUUCUGCUGUAUAGAUGGAUUCCUCCCAGUGGGCCCAUGUCUCUCAAUGCCCCCAUGUGUCGAUUACUCCAGGUCUCAGUGUUCCUAUGUAUCAGUGUCUCAGUGCCCCAUGUCUCCCAGGGUCCCCUAGUGUCAUGUCCCCAGGUCUCCCAGUAAUCCUAUGUAUCACAGUGUCUCAAUGCCCCAUGUAUCCCAGGGUCCCCAUGUCACUAGGAAGACGGGAAGACUUGGGGACACGGGGAGAUCUAGGGAUACGGAGACACCAGUGACACCGGGAGACUAGGGGACUCUGGCUGGGACGCAUGGGGACACUGGGAAAAUAGGGGACACUUGAAGACAUGGGGACACAGACACCAGGGACACAGACACUAGAGACACUUGCUGGGGGACAUGGGGACAUUGAGACAUGGAGACACCAGGGCCACAGAGACUAGGGACACUAGCUUGGAGACAUGGGGACAUUGAGACACUUGGAGACAUGGAGGCACUGGGAGACAUGGGGACAGUGAGACACUGGCAGACUGGGGACACUGGGAGACUAGGGGGCACUGAGACACCAGGGACACUGGCUGGGAGACAUGGGGACACUGGGAGACAUGGGGUCACUGUGUCCCCACGUGUCUGUUUCAUAAUGUCUCCCAAUGUCCCUUAGUGUCUCAGUGUCCCAUGUCUCCUUGCCGCCUUUCCCCCCAUCCCUUACUUCCCUGAGCUGACCAGCAAAGUCGUUGGCAUACACUAAACGUAUUGUCAGGUUUCAGAAACUAACUUGAAAUAGCAUGUGCUUUGUGAACUAGCCAUUAGAAGACAUUUACACCGAGUUAUAACCAUACCAUAAGCAUAACUCAGUCGAAACACAUCAGAUUUAUUUUCAGUUUUUUUUUUUACUGUCCAGUGUUGGUGCUUCUUUGUCUGCUGUAGCAUAAUUGUCCUGGAUAUUCUGGUGCAUUCAUUUUCCACUGCUGUAGUGGAUUCACUUGAAGCGUCAACGUGUUUUGCAUAGAUGCCAUUCUGCAAAUCACUGUUAUAAUGUGUUGUUAUUUUAGCUGCUGUUGUCUUCCUGUGAGUGUAAACAAUUCUGACCCCUCACAUUAACAAGGCAAUUUUGCCCCCAAAAAUAUAUGAUUUUUUAAAAUUCUCAGUAAACUCUAGGGACUGUUGUGGCCAAAAAUCCAAGAUCAGCGGUUUGUUUUAUAUUCAAACCACCACAUUUGUUACUAAAAAUCAUUCAGCUUUCCUGUUCCAGAUUAAACAUAUUUGGCUUUGUCCACUAAACCAGAAGGAUAAAUCACAACAGAAAUACAAAUCUUAAGUCAAAAGAGCGGACUUGGAAAUUGGAAAAGAAAAAUCUUGAAUUAUUUAUUUGUUUAUUUAUUGUUUGUUUUACAUAAAACGUACAAUCCUCUAGUCCAGGGGUAGGCAACCUACGGCACUGGUGCCAUGCACGGCACUCGAGGUGACUUUGCACGGCACUCAAGGCUGCUAGAGCCAAACAGGCUCUGCCCUAUCAGGAGUCCCAGUGAACCUUCAGAUAUCUGCUAAUACGAAGAGGUGGUGAAGGGCAAUCCUCAAUUUAUGCAUUGCAGCACAUAGAGGAAGUGAUCUCAGAGCACUUCAUUCCAGCACUUGUGAAUGGGAAUCCACACUGUAGUAGAGCAGCUUGCAGCUGCUGUUGCAGCUCCUAUACUUGAGCUACACCUGGCCAGCCUGGUCCCCACUGGAACCUAGGGAAGCCACCCAUACAGCUAGAUAUACACAGAAAUAACCCUCCCCUCAUACAAAUAAUACGAACAGCCCAUACACAAACAUACACACAAUCCCCACAAACGCAAAACCACUAACUAUCCACAUACAUGCACACAACCCCACAUGCAGCAUCUCACAUGCAAUACCCCAAACAGCCCCCACACACUACCAAACACACAAGGUGACAUUUCCAUCCACACACAAUUCCACAAGCAGCCCUCAUACACAGCCCACAUUCAUAGGUAUCAUACACGAUACCAUAAAGUACUAAUAAACAUAUACAAUAUAAUAGCUCCUAUACACACAAAUACAACGAUACAAAGCAAUUGCAGUAAAAAUAACACAAGCAGAAUACGGCAGCAUACAUACCUCAAUUUAAAAAAAUAGGAUCAGCACGCUAAGGGACAUCACAAUCCUAUAUCGGCACAGUGCUGCUAAAAGGUUGCCUACCCUUGCUCUAGUCCAUUCUUUCCAAUUCUCAGUUUAUACAACAAAUUCAAAUUGAAAGUGACGAUGCAGCUAUGGGUGUAAAGAUUAUGAACUCUCAGGUAUUAGAAGCAACUGAAGGCAACAAUGCCACUGCAAAACAGGAAAAUGUAAUGUAACAAAAACAAACAAACAAAUAAAAAAAAGACUACUAGAUAAAAAUAGGAUAAGAAGUAUAGAAAAGCUGUUGCAACCAACAAACACCUACACAUAUUUCUUUUCCGUUUAAAAAAAAAAAAAAAAGUUUUGUGUUACAAAAAAAAUAUUCAGUAAUCUCAAAAUGCAAAGUACUGUAAAGUAUCGUGUAUAUACAAUUUUAAAAUUUACUAAGAAUACAGUAUUGUUAAAAAAAAAAGUAUAAUAAAACAGAAUGUAGACUAUCAAAGGAUUUGAAUAGUCCAAGCGCAAUUAUAAUUUAAGUGAAUUGAAGUAGUCAUGGUGCCUGGAGAUUGUGUUUUGCUAUGAAAGUCUGUACAUACAGAGUUUAACCCCUUUGCUGCAAGAGGUGUAAUGUCACCACCUACAGUGUCAUUGGGCCAUCAUUAGCCAGCCCAGAGCAAGAGUUCCAGGCUAGCUAGUGUUAAUUCUGUGCAUAUUCUGUGCACAGAAGGUCAUUCAUUGGCUAAGAGUGAUCAGCUGAUGCCCUCCACCAAUAAAUGACUAGCGGGAUCAGUAUUUGACUCUGCAGAAGGCGGAUGUGGUUCAGCCACAAUCGUUCGACCCUCUGCACCUUGCUGGAACAAGUAAUUGUGAAAACUGUUGUGAAACGGGUUGUCCCAAAGCUGGGAAAUGGUGGCAAGGUUUCUUCAGUAUAUAUUAAUAAGGAUCCUAUGGCAAGAGAUAUGCAAAUGAUUGCUGCAAAAAACGUGCAGAUAACUUGUGAUUGGAUAGCUAUUAAAGAAAAUUCAUGUAAAUAAAGCUCCGGGGCCUGACGGUAUUCACACACAAGGGGAAAUAAGUGAACCUCUGUAUUUCAUUUUUCAAGAUUCUUUUGUUUCAGAUAUUGUACCAGAGGAUUGGAGGAAGGCAGAUGUUGUUCCUAUAUUUAAAAAAGGGUUCAAAAUCCUUGCCUGGAAAUUAUAGACCUGUGAGCUUAACUUCUGUAACUGGGAAAAUAUUUGAAGGGCUACUAAGGGAUAAUAUUCAGGAAUUCAUUGGGACGAACUUUGUUAUUAGCAAUAAUCAGCAUGGUUUUAUGAAACAUAGGUCAUGUCAAACUAACCUAAUUGCAUUCUACAAAGAAGUAAGUAGAAGUAUAGAUCAGGUUGUUGCAGUGGAUGUGAUCUAGUUGGAUUUUGCCAAGGCAUUUGAUACGGCUCCUCACAAUAGGUUAGUCUUCAAACUAAAAGAAAUUGGUCUAGAUGAAUAUUCUUGUUCCUGGGAAGAACAAUGGCUUAAGGAUAGAGUACAACGAGUUGUCAUUAAUGGUAAAUUGUCAGGCUGGACAAAAGUGGUAAGUGGUGUCCCUGAGGGUUCUGUUUUGGGAACGCUUAUAUUUAACAUAUUUAUAAAUGAUCUUGAAAUAGGCAUUGAAACCCAUAUAUCAGUAUUUGCAGACGACACAAAAUUUUGUAAAGUAAUAAAAUGUGAGCAGGAUAUUGCUUUGCUGCAGAGGGAUUUGGAUAGAUUUGGGGACAGGGCACUAAAAUGGCAGAUUAAAUUUAACAUAGAGAAAUGCAAAGUUAUGCACUUCGGGGUUAAGAAUGCACAAGCAAUUUACACCCUAAAUGGUAGUGAACUAGGGCUAACCACACACGAGAAGGAUUUGGGAAUUUUUAUAGACAAGAAAUUAGGUUGCAAUAUGCAAUGUCAAUCUGCAGUUGCUAAGGCCAGUAAGGUUUUGUCAUGUAUAAAUAGGGGCAUAAAUUCUCUGAAUGAAAAUAUAAUUUUGCCUCUUUAUAAAUCACUGGUAAGACCACACCUUGAAUAUGCUGUGCAAUUUUGGGCACCCGUUCUAAAGAAAGAUAUCAUGUCACUAGAAAAAGUGCAGAGAUGAGCUACAAAAUUUAUAAAAGGAAUGGAGCAUUUUAGUUAUGAAGAAAGGUUAAAUUAAAUCUGUUUAGUUUGGAAAAACGGCGCCUGAGUGGGGAUAUGAUAACAUUAUACAAAUAUACUCAGGGCCAGUACAAACCUUUAUCUGGAAAUCUAUUCAUAAACAGGGCUAUACAUAGGACACAAGGUCACACAUUUAGGCUGGAAGAAAGGAGAUUUCAUCUAAGGCAAAGAAAAGGUUUUUUUUUACAGUAAGAGCAAUAACGAUAUGGAAUUCUCUUCCUGAAGAGGUGGUUUUGUCAGAGUCAUUACAGAUGUUUAAACUGCAAUUGGAUAAAUACUUGUAAAAACAUAACAUACAGGGAUAUCAUUUCUAAUUAGUGGGGUAAUAGCUGCUUGAUCCAAGGAGAUAUCUGACUGCUAUUUUGGGGUCAAGAAGGAAUUUUUUCCUAGUUUGUUGCAAAAUUGGAAGCGCUUCAGACUGGGUUUUUUUGCUUUUGGAUCAACAGCAAAAACAUGUGAGGAAGGCUAAACUUGAUGGAUGCAAGUCUCUUUUCAGCUAUGUAACUAUGUAACUAUGGUUAGAGUAACCAUUUAAUGCACUGUAUAACUCAUACCUCAGUCAAGGUCUGGGAUGGAUUAUUACUAUGUCAUGCUUCUGAUCAGGUCACAUAAGAGACUUAUACCGGGGUUAACUUUAGGUUUUUUAUUUGUAGACUUUGACAUGGUUGGUCAAGAAAAUCAAUAAGUAUAGCAGGACUUAAAAGGGAAGUGGAAAUAAAACAGACAAAGGGAGAAAGCAGAACCCAUAAACGAGAUUACAGGUAAGUAUAUUGAGGGCUAUAAAAUAAAUAGUUCAGACAAUAAGCACCAGACCGUUUAUAAAGUAGCAGGAAAACCUAUAAACGCAAUUAUAGGCAAAAGGUGGAAGGAGAACCUAUAAACAAAAUCAUACGUAAUAGUUAGAAGGAGAACCUAUAAGCGAAAUUAUAGGCAAGUUUAAGGAGAGAUAACAGAAAAGAGAGUUAGGCAAUUUGCACUAGACAGGUUAUUAGGUAACAGGAUAACAUAUAAGUAAUAUUACAGAUAAAUAAAUAAAUAAAAGGAAAACCUAUAAAUGAAAAUAUAAGUUACAGAUAGACAAAACUAAACAGAAUAUAAAGGUUACAUAAUACAGGUUAGACGUUUAGUGGAUCAACCUCUUUGGUUUGGAGGUAGUACUGCAGGUUUUAGAUAGUUGUAACAGGGUCCUUAAGGAUAGUUGUAGAUAUCAGGAAUGUUUGUAAUAUCCAGGUUGGUUGCAGAGUUUUCAGUAGGUUAGAAACAAAGCAACAAGGAAUCAAAGUCCAGGAUGGAAUUAAGUAGGUAGGAAUUGAAGAUCAGGUUUGUCCCCAAGCGUAUUGAUAGUAAACAGAUUGGGAAUAGUGAUGUCGCGAACCGUUCUCGAACUUGCCGCGAACGGUUCGCCACGAACCAUUCGCGGCAAACUGCGGUCAGCUGACACAUCCCUGCCAAUCUCCGACAGACCCUCCUUCCCAGACCCUCCUACUUCCUGGACAGCAUCCAUGUUGAAGGCAGCUUCAACAUGGAUGCUGUCCAGGAGGUGGGAGGGUCUGGGAGGGAGGGUCUGCCGGAGAUUGGCAGGGAUGUGUCAGCUGACCGGAGUUCGCCGCGAACGGUUCGUGGUGAACCAUUCACGUCAAGUUCGUGAACGGUUCGCGACAUCACUAAUUGGGAAUGUAGCAGGUUGAACGGAUACAUUGGGUUGGUUCAAUGAUAUCCAGAAUAUAGCAGAUUUUCUCAGUGGGAGCCAGGAUCAGAAGUCUUGCCAGGAUCAAAACAUAAACUUCAAUCAAUGUAAAGGCCAUUUGUUUAGCAGGGUGUGGCCUCUUACAGCAGAUUCAAUAAUCAUGCUAGCCAGGUGAGAGGAACAGUGGAUUAGACUAGUGGUUUGGGAGGCCACUAGUGGUAGAAAACUGGAAUUGUAGAAAUAAAAACAGGAAAAAUGGAACAUGACUUUGGUUGUCAGAUAGGAUCCUGACAUACUCUUUGGAUUAUUGAUUGUAUAUUUUGAUAAAUAAAUGUUCAGUUUCAAAGCUCUCAGAUUAAUUUUUGUAAAAACCAGCAUGAUAUAAAAAGUAUUAUAAUUAAAUACAGAGGUUGGGGGGAAUACAGUUUUAUUUUGAGAAACAUUAUGCAUCCUAUGUUCUACAUGAGGUUAUAUUUUCAAAUAACUCUUAUGUUCUACACAAGACUGUGUAGUCAAAUAAAUCAUCAUUCAACAGUUUCCUAAAGCUUUUUACAUCCACGACUGAACUUGUAAACUCCAUGGAAAGCUUAAUUAUUAAACCAUAUUAUCUUCGGCUCCCGUUUACCAAAUGCUGUUUUGAGAAUUUCUCGAUUCCAUUGUUUGCUGAUGAUGUUUAUUUAAGGGUGAGCACUAUGUUCCAUAUUAUACAUUGAUUAUACAUCACCAUGUCAUAUCUUUCUCCAACAGGACACAAAGGUGAUAAAAAAUCCAAGGACUUCAGGGUCAGCUUUCCUCUUAGAACAAACUACAUGUACGCCAAAGUGAAAAGGACCCUUCACCAUGAGAUUUUUGCCUUUACCAUCUGCUUGUGGCUUAAAUCUAAUUCUUCCCCAGGGGUGGGAACACCUUUUUCAUACUCUGUUCCUGGUCAAUCCAAUGAGGUGGUGCUUAUUGAAUGGGGAAAUAACCCCAUGGAAUUGCUAAUUAACGACAAGGUAAAGUUUGGCAUCUCCUUUAUUGUCUUCCUUAUGAUAUGAUACUUUGAAAUAAGUAGAAAGUGUAAUGUAGAUGUCUUAUUGUUGUGGAGGGUUGCAUUUCAUUCAAGUCAUAUUAGAGAAUAUAUGCCCCUGCAUUAAUGGUAUAAUACAGGACUAUAUUAUAAUCUGCUUCUCAAUCCUUAUUAAUAAUGACUUUAGCCAAAGAACUGUGAUUGACUUGUGUCCAAGUACAGUUACAAAUGAAAGAAUCUACCUUGACUACCAUAGUCAUUAGAAUAGUAUUCAAACUUUUCUUUCUUUAAGUUCUUGAUUUUGUUGCUUUUGUUAAAGUUUAAUUGUUUUUAAUUCACUAAUGUUCAUUUUGGAAAAGAUAAACUCAACCCCUUAAGGUAAGAGUGCACCCGAGGAGUCCUGGCACCAUAACAACUUCCCUUAGAAAUGUCUCAUCAAUCACUAUAGUUAAGGGGAACUGUGGUCACCUUUGAUUAAGAACAUUUCUAUAAGAUGCAUUCUCCAGUAAAACAUGAUAGUUUUCUCUAUGGUUAAAUAGCAUUUAAUUCUGUAGUUUCUACUGAUACCUUUUAUUUUGCUUAGGGUGUGUGAAUUUAAAAUUUAUGGUUCUUCACUUCUACAAGAGUUUUCUUGCUCUGUGUAGUUAAUAAUGCAAAGUUUUUCUUCUCAUCUGUUUAGGCUGCCACUCUUCCAUUGGCUAUUAAUGAUGCUAAAUGGCAUCAUGUUGGCAUUACUUGGUCAACUAGGGAUGGUGUAUGGGAGUCUUACCUGGAUGGUGUAAGAAGAGGAAGUGGUGACAACUUGGCAUCUUGGCAUCCAAUAAAACCUGGUGGAGUUUUUGUCUUAGGACAGGAACAGGUAUGAAAACAUUGUAACACUUUCAACCCGAAAGAGGAAAAAAUCGUUUCUAGAAUCAGGAAAUAUGAUGUAUUGGCAGUCUGUGCCAUAUUUGCACUCAGCAUUACUGAAUCAUGAUUGACGGCCGAGUGUUGUCCUUGUGCACCGCAAUAGAGCACCAUGGAUAUUAGAGAAGUUUCCUAAUUAAGGUUCAAGAAUAUUUUCAGAGAUUAUGCUAAUUUGAUCAUAACUCUAAUUUCAACUCUACAUUUUUAACCCUUAAUCUAAUCUAACUAUAAUAUAAACCAAAUCUGUUAAACUUAAUCUAUGCGCAAAUCUCCAAUUCUAAUGCUUAAUCCUAAUCCUGACGCUUAACCCCACAGGGUACUUACUGAAAUCCGAUUGUCCUCACUCCGGAUAAGCGAUAAUAGUCGUGCCCACCUUGGGGCACUCACAUAGCGUAAUAUAAAUGUAUUCAUAUUACUUUAUAUUUGGAUUGUUUUAUAUUAUUUAUUAUAUUUGCAUUUAUUUAUUUAUUUAUAUAUUAUUAUUUUAUUAAUUUAUGCACUGGCUGCACAUGGUGUUAGUAGGCAAACACUGCAGACUUUUACCUUCUACCAGAUCUAAGUGAAUCUGGUUGAAAUUCUAUAUUAUACGUAGAUUUCACAUGUGAGCAUUACUUAUUUUAUAGCAGACACUGGAUGAUACUGAUUGAGAUGUGCUUUUUCAGUUGACCUACAGGAUUUGGCUUUAGAAAAUAUAAUAAUUCCAAAUUAGGUUGAAAUUCAGUUACUUUAACAUAAUAUAACUGAUCUGGACUGUGUUUAGACUUUAGUGAAUAACCCUGCUAAUAUUGAACAUCAAAUUCAGAUUCCAUAACCUAAACCAUAAUAACCUUUUUUAAAGAAACAGUCAGGGCACCAUAACAAAUUUGUUAAAAAAAAGUUUUUCGGGUGCCUGGGGGCUACCUGCUACUUCCUUACAUAUAGGAGUUAAACCAUUUACAAAUGAUUUACCCCCAAAGAUGGCUCUCCAGCUCUGUUCCUUGCUGUCUUCUUCCAUAUGAUCUUUCAGAAAAUCAGAUAGAGCAAGCUACGGAUUACGGACAGCGGAUGCUCUAAGCAAGUCAGUAGCUCCCCAUUGAUUAAAAACGGCUUGAGAAAGAUAGCUUUCUCAAGCCGUUUGCCUGAGGCUUCCUCUAGUUUAUUAUUUGUAAGUGGAUGUGAACAGUGACAGUGAGGAAUGGUACUGGAGAGCCAACUUUGGGGUUAAACCGUUCGCUAAUGGUCUAAAGGUAAGGAAGUGCUUGGGACUUCCUGGCACCAUAACAACUUUAUAUUGAUUAAGUUGUCAUGGUUCCCAGACUGUUCCUUUAAUAACAGAAUGCUCUGUGCCAAAAUGCUCCAUUCUAUACUUUAGCAGGCUGUACAAUUAAUAAAUUACACAAUUUGUGCAAUAUCGUGCCAUUUCAGGCAACUGUAAAACAUUACUUUGAAAAUUAUCUAUGCAUUCCAGUCUGUUUUAAAAAAAUCAGUUAAAUAAUAGUAGAAAGCUAUAGCUAAGCAAAACAAAAUUAAAAAAAGAAUACGUUUUAUGUUUAUUAAAGGAACACAGCAGUAUUAAUGUGCCACUCCACCCCACGCUGCCAAAAAAACCACCCAUAACUAAUUAUACAAAAUGAAAUUAUUUACCCACCUUCUUUCCAGUGCCGAGUCUCCCUCAGCGCUGCUGUAGCCUGUGGCAUCCUCCUUCUAGUGUAAUGUUAUUGUGGAAGUGUACACAGGGCCGCCAUCAGGGGGUGACAACCACACACUUAGGGUCACCCGAUGGGCCCUAUAUUUCCAGGGGCCCAGUCAGCGAUGUGGCCGUGGUAUAGCGCGACCGGGCCCAUUUAAAAACAAAACAAAAAAAAGCAGCUGCAAGUGCUGCUGGGAGGAAGUGGUCACUUCCUCCCAGCUCACUCCGCGCGGGAGGAGCGUGCGUGCCAGUGAAGAGGGAGCCGCGCCGACUCCCAUCAGCCUCAGCCACCCUACUGCAAAGAAAAGGUAAGAGACAGGAAGGUGGCUGGAAAAUGAGCUGUGUGUGUGUGUGUGUGUGUCUGUAUGCAUGUAUGUGUAAGUCUGUAUGUCUGUCUGCAUGCAUGUAUGUCUAUGUAUGUAUGUAUGUAUGUCUGUCUGUAUGUAUAUGUCUGUGUAUGCAUGUCUGUCUGUAUAUGUAUGUAUAUGUCUGUAUGUAUGCAUGUCUGUAUGUCUAUGCAUGUAUGUCGGUCUGUAUGCAUGUAUGUCUGUGUGUAUGUCUGUAUGUAUCUCUGUGUAUGUAUGUAUGUCUGUUUGUAUGUCUGUGUAUGUAUGUAUGUCUGUAUGUAUGCAUGCAUGUAUGUCUCUGUAUGUAUGUCUGUCUGUCUGUAUGUAUGUGUCUGUAUGUAUGUCUGUGUGUAUGUCUAUGUAUGUAUGCAUGUCUGUCUGACUGUAUGCAUGUAUGUCUGUGUCUGUAUGUAUGUGUAUGUCUGUAUGCAUGCAUGUAUGUCUGUCUGUAUGUAUGUCUAGGUAUGUAUAUAUGUAUGUCAUUAUAUAUGUAUAUAUGUAUCCCUGUAUGAAUGUAUGUCUGCAUAUCAUUAUGAACGUAUGUAUGUGUGUAUGUGUGUAUGUAUGUCUGUAUGCAUGUAUGUCUGUCAGUAUGUCUGUAUAUAUGCAUGUAUGUCAGUCUGAAUGUAUGUAUGUAUGUCUGUAUGCCAUUAUGAAUGUAUGUCUGUAUGCCAUUAUAAAUGUAUGUGUGUAUGAAUGUCAGUGUCUGUAUGUAUGAAUGUAUGUAAAUUCAAAUAGUGAUCAGCACUCUCGGAUUUUCAAGAAUUAAAAACAACAAUUUAUUGAGUAUCCAUUAAAAGAUCAACGUUUCAGUCCCAGCAGGGACUUUCAUCAGGAUCAGUGAGUGCAAGGACUUUUCUAUUUCUAUUUUUGUGUAUGUAUGUAUGUAUGUGUCUUUAUGUCCUCAUACAUGUGUGUCUGUAUGUAUGUUAGUAUGUGUCUUUAUGUCCUCAUGCAUGUGUGUCUGUAUGUAUGUUAGUAUGUGUCUGUCUGUCACUAUGUAUGCCUGUGUGUAUGUCUCAGUAUGCGUGUAUGUCUGUUUCAGUAUGUGUGUCUGUUAGUAUGUAUCUGUGUCCUUUUGUAUCACUUUGUGCGUAUUCCUGUGGGCGGUAUUUGGAGGCGGACCCAAUGGGCGGUAUUUGGAGGCGGGCCCCAGACCCUGAGUUCAGUUAGGGGCCCCAAAAUUUCUGGUGGCGGCCCUGGGUGUCACCCAUAGUAUGUAUGUCUGUCUGUAUGUAUGUGUCUGUAUGUAUGUCUGUGUGUAUGUCUAUCUAUGUAUGUAUGUCUGUCUGACUGUCUGACUGUAUGUCUAUGUAUGUCUGUGUCUGUAUGUAUGUGUAUGUCUGUAUGUAUGUCUGUAUGCAUGUAUGUCUGUCUGUUUGUAUGUCGAUAUAUAUAUAUAUAUAUAUAUGUAUGUCAUUAUAUAUGUAUAUAUGUAUCCCUGUAUGAAUGUAUGUCUGCAUAUCAUUAUGAACGUAUGUAUGUCUGUAUGCAUGUAUGUCUGUCAGUAUGUCUGUCAGUAUGUCUGUAUAUAUGCAUGUAUGUCAGUCUGAAUGUAUGUAUGUAUGUCUGUAUGCCAUUAUGAAUGUAUGUCUGUAUGCCAUUAUAAAUGUAUGUGUGUAUGGAUGUCAGUGUCUGUAUGUAUGAAUGUAUUGUGAUCUUUGUCUGCAGGUAGCACGGUCCUCUAGGGCAAAAACAUGCACAGUCUUUCAAUGCAACUUCAUUCCAGGCACUUUAUUUGUAAGUUUACAUAUGAGGCAGCAGCAAAUGAAAACAUAAAUAUAACAGGUUUCCCUUUAAACAAAAACCUAGCUCGUCUGAGCACUGACUCACUUUGUAUAUCCCUCUCUAUCAGGGUUAAACUAACAAAAACAUAUUGCACCAACCUUAUUAGAUAGCAACACUCUGCUAGCUAGCCUGUUGCUUUCCUUUCUGCACUCCCAGUGCUCCAAGCCAGCCUUGCCCUGACUGCUUUCCUUUCUGCACUCCCAGUGCUCCAAGCCAGCCUUGACUGCUUCCUCAUUCACUCCCAGUGCUCCAAGCCAGCCUUGCCCUGACUGCUUUCCUUUCUGCACUCCUAGUGCUCCAAGCCAGCCUUGACUGCUUCCUCCUGCACUCCCAGUGCUCCAAGCCAGCCUUGACUGCUUCCUCCUGCACUCCCAGUGCUCCAAGCCAGCCUUGACUGCUUCCUUUCUGCACUCCCAGUGCCUAGUCUCCUUGACUCUCUAUCUGGAGAGAACAGCCUCUCUCCUACCUGCUUCCUAGGAGGAAGCCAGCAAUUCCCCUCUUUUCCCUGCCUAGCCGGGAAGGGUUUAUUCCCACUGCAACAGCUCAUUAACUGCAGCUGAGCAGUGGGUUGGAGACGGUCCAAAAAACCCUGGCUUGGAUCUAUGUCUCCCCAGAAAACCACUAAACUGUGGAGUGGAGCAUUGGCCCACCCUUCUCUCCAAAUGCUCCACCCCAGGGGCCCAUAACUAAACAAAGCUUUGUGUUGUGCAACACACAAACUACACGUACUUCCCCUGGGGUUAAAAGGCCUAUCUGCUUUCACUUUAUCACAGUAUGUAAAUUCAAAUAGUGAUCAGCACUCUCGGAUUUUCAAGAAUUAAAAACAACAAUUUAUUGAGUAUCCAUUAAAAGAUCAACGUUUCAGUCCCAGCAGGGACUUUCAUCAGGAUCAGUGAGUGCAAGGACUUUUCUAUUUCUAUUUUUGUGUAUGUAUGUAUGUAUGUGUCUUUAUGUCCUCAUGCAUGUGUGUCUGUAUGUAUGUUAGUAUGUGUCUUUAUGUCUUCAUGCAUGUGUGUCUGUAUGUAUGUUAGUAUGUGUCUGUAUGUCCUCAUGCAUGUGUGUCUGUAUGUAUGUUAGUAUGUGUCUGUCUGUCACUAUGUAUGCCUGUGUGUAUGUCUCAGUAUGCGUGUAUGUCUGUUUCAGUAUGUGUGUCUGUUAGUAUGUAUCUGUGUCCUUUUGUAUCAGUGUGUGUGUUUGUGUCUGUGUGUGUAUUCCUGUGGGCGGUAUUUGGAGGCGGACCCAAUGGGCGGUAUUUGGAGGCGGGCCCCAGACCCUGAGUUCAGUUAGGGGCCCCAAAAUUUCUGGUGGCGGCCCUGGGUGUACAAAAACCCAAUGUAAUGUUUGUGUGUAUUAGAUGCAGAGUGGGCAGUGGAUGCAGACCUUGUAGUGAAGGUAGAAUAUGUAAAUGUUGUGUAAGAUAGGGUCUGCAUUCUGUGGGAAUGGCAACCAGUGGCAACACUCUGUCAGUCGCAGGACUUGCAAUAGUUAGAGAAAGAGGAUCAGUUGGAAAGUGAAAAUCAAGUGUGCUGGGCCCCCUCUGCAGUAUAUAGGCAACCGGUGCACAUAUAUUGCGAUAAUCGCUAUAUUAUAUGGGCACAUAUGGGAUGGUAGCUUUGGGUAUUAAAGCCAGGUAGUACAGUCCUGUUGCACAUACACAGAGGGCUUGGAGGCGUGGCUUUAAGCCAUGCUUCCAAGCUUUCUAAUUACUAAAACAUUUAGAUAGGGGCUUCUAGGCAUGGGGGAAUAACUGUUGAUGAAGUUGUAAUAGUGGGUACAGCGUUCCGUUACAUACAACAAAACUGUUUCAGUAAUUUUUGUUUGAACGGUAUAAAGAACGCUCAUUUUCCUAACUACCCCAAUUUAAAUUUUCUAAAAGAAGCAAGCAUGUUUAAAUGUUUACGAUUUCCUUCUUUCUUUCACCUAUUUAAUUUAUUGUAUAGAAAUAACAGCUAUUCAUAAAAUAUAUCCGAUUUAGGGAAAUGCACAUAGAAAUGUCCAUGUUAUUGAAAGAAGAAAUACUCAUAAUGUCUAACAUCUUAACAGAUUCUACUAUUAGUACAUCGCAGGAUAUUAUGUGUAUGCAAAAUGGUUAGAUGUUCUCCCAGUACCACUGACCAGACCAUGCAGAGACGCUAGAACGUUACCUAAGAAAUGGUCGUGUUGUAGCAGCAACAAAUGUUGGAAAGAAAGCUUAGCGGACAAAUGCAUCUGCUAAAGAAACUGAGGACCACAUUUACCAUGUGAUCUUUCUAAAGUUGAUAAAAUAAGUACAAAAUUCUCUAUGUGUUCCGAAUAAAAUGCAAGGCAUUUAUCAUGUUUCUGCCAUUGCAUUGUUUUUAUAAAGGAAUAAUGGAAUAUGCUUUAUUGAACCAUCGUAUAAGAUUGGUGGUCAACAAUUUUAUUUUAGGAAUCUAAAAUAAAGCUUGAUGAUGUCUGAUGUAACAAAACUGGAUUUAAGUCAACUGCAUUACUGAGUUUAUUUGGUAAUUUAUUGACAAGAGUUAAGAUACUAUAGAUCUAUAUGAUAUGCCUUUCUGAUAAAAAAAAUUUUUUUAUUAUAGCACAAUAACAAACAUACAAGUCAGAACCCUCCACGCAAUAAAUAUCUAACCAUGUCUGAUUUCUUAGGACACCUUAGGAGGAAGAUUUGAUGCCACACAGGCCUUUGUUGGCGAAAUUUCGGACUUUAACAUGUGGAGUUACAUCCUGACCCCUGGUGAGGUCUUCAAGUUGGCCACCUGUGCCUCUCAUUCCACUGGUGAUGUCAUAGAAUGGGCAGAGUCUACCAUGGAGCUCCAUGGGGGCGUGACCAAACUCCCGUUUAACUCUUGCCAUUGACAUGAGGAGUCCCUUCACACGCAGCAUGCUCUGAUACAGAAUCCAGACAUGGAGUGGAUUCCUGGCACCCCAAUGACUAUUGCUUCAGUUGGAGUAGAAGUAUUCUCUCUGUCGCCAUAUUUCCUACCCAUGUUUAGUUUUCUACCCUUUGUAACUGCUUAUAUAACCUAACAGCAUUUCUUGUUUGUAGCGUAUUCAUUUUACAACCUAAUUUCUAGUUUAUAGUGAACUGCUAGUGGACUUAUAUCAACGAUUAUUGUCUUUCUCAAAUGAAUGUGAAGGAAAAAAAAAACACAAAAGCCCAAUGUAAGAUGCUGUUGUAAAACAAAGUUAUGACUGAAGAUAACAUCCCAUUUUCAGUCAGGGCAUUUUAUAUCCUAUAUAUCUGGAAGAAUGCACAGGACAUGACUAUCAAUUUGUAAGUUUAAAAAAAAAGAGUUGGAAUAUUAAUUGUAGUGUUUGAUAAGUAAAAAUAACUGAAUUUAGAUUAUUUAUAAUUGAUUAGAUAUCACAUAUUAACAGAGAUCCACCAAGUUUUUGCUGUCUGCCAGCAUUGAAGUAUGGCCAACAACUAGCGGAAUUUCUAAAUAUAUAUAUAUAUAUAUAUAUAUAUAUAUAUAUACAUAUAUAUAUAUAUAUAUAUAUAUAUAUACAUAUUUGUGGCCGGGAACAUAAGCUGUGGCAUAGUGCAAAGUGGGUUGUGGUGUGCCGAAGCAGACAUAUGGGUAGGCCUGUAAAUAGAGAGGGCCCACCAGGAUAGUGAUAUGAUAAAGAGGGGACUGGUGGGUUGGGCCAUCGGAGCUACUUUGCUUUGUUCAGGAUGUACAGAAGCUUAAGCUAAGCUCCUCAGAUGGUGAACUCAUAUUAUAUUCACUUGAGUGAUGCCAUAGCAACUGUUGUGGCCAAUAAGAAUUAGAAGCUCUUGAAUUCCAUUUUUUUUUCCCAAAUGGAAGACUAUCUUCCUUGGACAGCUCCUUUCAGAAUAGGAAGCCUAAAGGGACACUGUAGGCACUAUAACCAUCUCAUUAAAACACUUGGAGACCCUUGGUACGGUCUCUCCAGUCAGCGUUAAACCAUAUAAGAGCGUCUUAACAUCAAAUAAGGGUUCCUGGCCAUCCACAGCCAGGCUCAUACUGGAGCUAUAGCCAAGACAGAAAUGACACACUACCUUCUAACUUUGCCAAUUCAAAUAAGAAAUGGGCAGUGAUAGGCUGAAAGUGGUCUGCUGAUGCUCCAAGCAAGUCACAUCAGUCUAUUGUUGCCCAGACUUCUCAAUAAACUAAGCAGCACAGAGGGGAUGGGCUGCUGUGGACUCUCAUUUAGUAGUAAAACAUUUGAAUCGGUUUAACGCUGAACGGUAGGACGGCACCAGGGGGUUCCAGCCAUUAUAACUACUUCAAUGCAAUGAAGCCGUUAUAAUGACUACAGUGUCUCUUUAAUUUUACACACUGAAGCCAAACCACCUGAAGAAAUAUCAAAUAACAGAAGUUAUCUUGGCUGAGACCCUAAUUAGUCAUGUGGGGAAAAAUAAAAUGAGUACAGAAAGGAAAAAAAAAAAAGUUAAUAUUUGCUGUUCAUAUCUGCUUUGGGUGUUUUGUUGUUUUUUUUUUCCUUCUUUACUUUUUGGUCGACUAUAUUAAUAAGUGUGUAUAGAGUCAUAGUUGUUCAAUUCAAUGUGUAUUACAGUGUGCAAACUUUUAGUUACAGUGUUCUUAACCUGGGGAUUAAAAAGAGCAUUUUUAAUAUGUUUUACAUUACUCAAGGGUCAGUUAUACAAAGACUGGAAACCAAAUACCAUCAUCUGCUGCAACGUGGAGGCUAAAUCCAUGUGUUAAUAUAAAUAUAUAUAUUUGUGUGCUUAACAAGUAUACCAUUGCAUGAAUGUCUGUGCGCAUUUUGUUCAACAUAUCAUUUAGUUACCUGUAUGCUGUUUAUAACAUAAAUGUACCGAUAACUCACUGUUUUCCCCUUAUUAAUAUUGCUUUUUAUAUCCCUGUGUGAUUUUUUUUUGAGGAAAUAAAAUAAGGAAUAUUUAUUUUAUUUUAGGUUGGCAAAAAUUCACUGUUAUAUAUUUUUAUGGGGGUGAUGGGGUAGUGAAAAAAAGUUUUUUAAAAAAUUCAGACCAGCAAUAGGUGGCUAUGAUAGGCUGAGAGUGCUAAGAUGGCCCUCUUAGCCAAUCACCACUACCUAUAGCUGCUCUGGCUUAUGCUUCCCCGUCAUCACUGAUCACCAGAGGGGACAGACUGACAGACUCUUGUUUACCAUUAAAUUAUUCAAAAAUGUUUGAAGGCUGAAUGGAAGAACAGCUCCAUGCAAUUCCAGACACUAAAACCACUUCAAUUAAAUGAAGUUAAAGGUGCCUGGAGCCUCCCUUUAUCAACUAAAAUAAAAUGUGUAAGUCUUCGCUCCUCUGCAAAGUGACAACUCUUUCAAAAGUAAUUUAGGAAAACGUACAAAGUGGUUCUCACAGUCAGUGGACAUUAAUAAUGGCAAUGAGCCAAGAUGCCUGUAUGAAACUGCCAACAUUGUACUCCACAUGUGGGAGGAAAAUAACCAAAUUUGUACAAAGAAACUGGGUAACGCUACAUUAAAUUCAGAUCCGAUUCAUUUAUUAUUUUCCCUUUCUUUUUCAUUAAAUUAGGAAUUGCAAAGACUUGACAAGGGAAUGCAGGAGACCACUCCCUCUCCCCUACUACUUUAGCCCAUACCACAAUUGGGAAUUACUAUUGUAAUUCUGCAUAAUUCUUAUGUUUAAUAAACACCACAUAAAAAGGUACAUGCAGAGAUGGGAACCGCAAGUCCUUGAGAAGUAGAAUUCCAGGGAUUAUGCAAACAUACCCUACACAGGCAGUUAAAAUAGCAUUUCACAGUACUUGCAAUUUACUAACCAAAUGUAAUCCUGUUUCUCUAAAUUCCUUUGUUUAUAUGCAAAUUAAACUUUGUGCAAAGCAGAACUAGAUUAGUAAGAAAGCCAACCAUUAAGAGCCACUCUAUUGUGCAUUAAUUAUUAAAGAUCUAUUAUCUAUUGAACAUAAUCCAUAAAAAAACCACCUCACAUAUAAGGUUGAAAGGGCUCAUGGGUCCACCUCGGUUAUAAUCCAACAGGCAGCUGAUAAUUUGCAG